AUGGGAUUCGUUGAGGCGGAAUUGCCGGACCAGGCGCCUGUUGAGGCGUCAAACACUCCAAGAAAGGAGAUCUUCACGUCAGAGUCGUCACCCUGGUUUCGAAGAAAUUCGUUUUUGUCGCAGAGCAUGAUCGACAACGAAAACUCCUCAGUAUAUGACUCUUACAGCUUUUUACCAGGCACUUCGUCAUACAGCAUUAUUUCCUUAAAGGAAUGUCAGGGUUUCUUGUUUAACCAGGACCUUUUUGCCACUCCAUACCAGCAGCUGCGGUCUGUGGCCCGAGAAAAGCGUAUUCGUGCUCUCAGUUUCUCGCAGAGACCCACCUCCAAGUCCAGAAGUAACUCGUCGUCCACAAGCUGCUCCAGCUCGCCGGCACCUGUCAAACAGAGACGUCACACAUCUUACAAUCCAAGGCCACAAUUUAAUUUCGCCGGUUUUCGUGGCGGCUCGGCGGUGGACGACGAUCUGAUGGAUAUCGACGAGUUCCCUGAAGCUCUACAGCGAAGCGUAGUUGUAGACGAGUAUGAGGAAGCCGUUUUGGGCGAGAGUGACGGCCUAGAAGGCAAUGAUGAUGCGGAAGACGACGACGAUGAUGACGACGAUCAAAAUAGCGAAGAAGAUACCAGCAGUUAUGGGUUCAUGAGUGGCCAUUAUAACGUGCGAGUCACGGACAUCAUAGUGAAUGAAGAGGAUACCAGUUUUCUUCCCACGGAGGAAUGA
Messenger RNA from Sungouiella intermedia, 720 nucleotides. NCBI's taxonomy places the organism in Eukaryota, Fungi, Ascomycota, Pichiomycetes, Serinales, Metschnikowiaceae. The record is from the annotation of a GenBank genome assembly.